AAGGUCUGAUCAUCUCUACUGCGCAUCUUUGGCUUCCUGUCUUCCAGCUCAUUAAUAUUAAGUAGAUGUAGGAGCGAUAAGACCGACCCUCUGCACCAACGCGGACACAUUCAGCAUCCAGAGCAACAUCUCACUAAGCUUUCAUCAGACUCUUUGUUCGGCUGCUAGAGAAGUCGGGUUUGAUUUGGACUGGGCUGAUUUAUUUUUUUCUUUUUUGGGAGAAAAGGAGACAAAAUGGCUUUGAGAGGAUCUCUUUUUCGUCUUCUCCAAACUCAACUCAACCACACAUGCCAGCAAAGCAGAGCCCAAUCCGUGGCUGUGCUGGGCGCUCCGUUUUCAAAAGGACAGAAAAGAAGAGGUGUGGAGCAUGGUCCUAAAGUCAUCAGAGAUGCGGGGCUCAUGGACAGACUCUCCGGCUUAGAAUACGCCGUCCACGAUUUUGGAGACCUCAACUUUCACCACCUUGAGACAGACGAACCCUACAUGGAUGUGAAGUUUCCUCGCACAGUGGGAGCAGCGAAUAAGAUGCUGUGUGGCGCCACAAGCAGAGCUAUCGGUGCUGGACACACUCUUGUCAUGCUAGGAGGUGAUCACAGCCUUGCUAUCGGAUCAGUGGGAGGCCAUGCUGAGCAGUGUCCUGACCUGUGUCUCAUCUGGGUUGAUGCUCACGCAGACGUGAAUACACCCAUGACUUCACCGUCAGGAAACCUCCACGGCCAGCCUGUGGCCUUCAUGCUCAAAGAGAUGCAAGACAAGAUGCCAAAUAUCCCAGGGUUCUCCUGGAUGAAGCCAUUCCUCUCCUCCAGGGAUUUGGUGUACAUCGGACUGCGGGAUGUCGACCCCGGAGAGUACCAAAUCCUGAAAAACCUGGGUAUCCAGUACUUCACCAUGAGGGAUAUCGACAGACUAGGUAUCCAAAGGGUCAUGGAAGUCACUCUUGACCAUCUUCUGUCAAGAAAACAGAGGCCGAUCCAUUUGAGCUUUGACAUCGAUGCAUUCGACCCAUCUCUGGCUCCUGCCACAGGAACGCCAGUGAAUGGAGGUUUGACGUACAGGGAGGGGAUCUACAUCACAGAGGAAAUUCAUAACACAGGUCUGCUGUCAGCCAUGGACCUGGUAGAAGUAAACCCCGUACUGGGAGCAAGCCGUGAAGCCGUGCAGGCCACCGCCUCUCUCGCCGUUGACGUCAUUGCAUCGUCUCUAGGACAGACGAGAGAAGGAGCUCACGUGCCCAUGGAUGAGAUUCCCUCUGUGAAAAAUGACACAGAGAAGCUCCGCAUCUGAGUGUAAAGCGAAGCUUUGAACUUUAUCAACCUCCUCCUUGAGCAUUCCACAAUUUUGAGCACAAAACCACAAAGACUGGAUCUAAUAAUUGCUUGAGUUUUGUGUUUGUUCCCAUUUUCUUUUGCUGUUUAGUGUAACGAAACCAUGAAAACAAAAUGAUGUCUUGAUUCAUAAAACUAUGAACUAGCGUCACAGAUUUGGGGUAAAAAAGCCUUUAACAUAAUCUGGAAACCACUACAGUAAAUGAUGGGAAUACCUUUCAUUGCAACUGCAAUACUAAAUUAUUUUACUCUUGUAUGUUAUAAGUUUUAGAGGACACGGCAGCCACAUAUUUAUUAUGUGUUUGGUUUAGAAGCGAAUGGAUCUGCCUCAGAGGUGUGACCAAUCUUGUGUGGACUCUCAAAUCUGUUUUGUGGCUGUGCCAGUUUGUAAAAUCUAGUAAUAAUGUGUUUGCACUUUUGGACCAGCUCUGGUUACUGUAUUUUCUUUAGAGUUUACUUUUGUAUUUUGACAAUGAACCCACUAGUGUACGUGCUGGCAUUUCCCUAUGCAUAAACAUUUACUGAUUACAUCAGUAUUAUUUGGCUUGGAAAUAGUUAAUAUUUAGCUUUGAUUAUAAUGCUGGCAACUGUUAGGCAUAAUAAUAAGAAUAAUCAAGCUUGAACUGUUCUAAUGUUUAAUCUAUAUUUGACUUGAUGUGGCCAUUAAAUGACUACUUUCAUUGUAAUAAAGAGUUUAUAUUUUGGUCUUCCAUAAAUGUGA
Molecule: messenger RNA, 2046 nt
Organism: Scomber japonicus (chub mackerel)
Lineage: Eukaryota; Metazoa; Chordata; Actinopteri; Scombriformes; Scombridae
Gene: arg2
Product: arginase 2
Exons: 8
Coding region: 235-1284 (349 amino acids)
Cellular component (GO): cytoplasm; mitochondrion
Molecular function (GO): arginase activity; manganese ion binding
Source: RefSeq, a predicted model, not a curated record